Molecule: messenger RNA, 2779 nt
Organism: Ictalurus punctatus (channel catfish)
Lineage: Eukaryota; Metazoa; Chordata; Actinopteri; Siluriformes; Ictaluridae
Gene: pgrmc2
Product: progesterone receptor membrane component 2
Exons: 3
Coding region: 28-630 (200 amino acids)
Cellular component (GO): membrane; endomembrane system
Source: RefSeq, a predicted model, not a curated record
UGGGUGGGUAGGACGCUAACGUGCAGUAUGGCGGACGAUGGGGACGGCAGGAGCGGAGUAGCUGACACAAGUGGCGGGCAGGGGACAACAACAGAGGAGUUGGAUCCAGGACCCGGUCUCGGCGGCAUGCUUCUCAACCUCGCUUUGUUAAUUUUGUUUCUGGCCGCUUGUUAUGGUGUUUACCGACGGUGGUUCAGGAGGUCAGGCGCUAACGCGGGCCGGGGAGAUGAGGCCUCGGCUUUGCCCAAGAUGGGCCGGCGGGACUUCACUCUGGAGCAGCUGCGGGAGUACGACGGCGUCCAGAACCCGCGCAUUCUCAUGGCCGUCAACAUGAAAGUCUUCGACGUGACGAGCGGCAGAAAGUUUUAUGGCCGCGAGGGGCCAUAUGGGAUCUUUGCGGGUCGGGAUGCCUCUCGUGGUUUGGCUACGUUUUGUCUGGAGAAAGAUGCACUACGGGACGAAUAUGAUGAUCUGUCAGAUCUCAAUGCUGUUCAGAUGGAGAGCGUCAGAGAAUGGGAGAUGCAGUUUAUGGAAAAAUACGACUACGUUGGUCGCCUGUUGAAGCCCGGUGACGAACCAUCGGAAUACACAGACGAGGAGGACAUAAAGGACCAUCUGAAACACGACUGAUGUGACCAAAGCCUGAGACUCAGACUGCUAGCGUCCAGCCAAUUUGCCCCUUGUAGCCCAAACAUCACUCUUUAGCCCAACAACUCUAAACUAUUGGACAGCUACUAGUCUGUUGGAGUAGAUUCCACAGAUUAUGCACCUCCUCUCCAAUAUUACAUCCCCAGGCAGGAGUGUCUGUACGCCGACAGCAGAAAGUGUUCAGCAACAACAGUGCUACAAAAUGGAUGGCUCAGAUAUAGGUCUGUUUGGCGACUUCCUGAUUGGAGCAUUAAAUCUAAACCAUACUUGCCUCAAGGUGUCCCUUUGUACCUGCUCCAUCCUCCUGUGGUUGUUCAUCCUUUCCUCCAUUCAUCUCAUGCUCUGUGUGUAUUUUUGUUUUUUCCCAGCUCCAGCACACCUGCUUCAACUCGUCAGCCAAAUAUUAAGCCCUUCUUGAGCUGAGUAAGGUGUGUUUAAGAAGGGAAAAUCAAAAACAUUUGAAUUUCCGAGGAUUAGGAUUGAGAACCACCACCUUUUUGCUCUUUACUUCUUUUCUAAAUGUCUCUGUCUGCCUCUGUGCGCCAUCACAGUCCACCCAAAUCUACUGUACUGGAAAAAGGUAUUAGUUACCCCUUCACUCCCCCUGCCCCCACCCUUUUCCUGCUUCACUGCAGCCACGGGCCUUGGCUUGGUCUCCUGUUCACCUCUAUACACUUGCUCCAUAAGCUCUAAGCACGUAACCCUGUAUGUUUAAGCAGUCCUGGGUCUUUUAAAAAAAUCCUGCACAUGUAUGUGUAUGUGUGUGUGUUUGUGUGUGUGCGCACAUGCGCGUGUGUCUUGGUGAUGGACCGGAAAUGUGAAAGAAUGUUAAAAUGUAUGAAACAAUGAAAUCCCACAUUUUAAUUCAAUUCUGUUGAUGAGUAGCCUUACGCUAAUGGAACUGUCCGAGAGAGAGGGGGGUGAAAUGGCACGAUCCAAAACUGGAUCACAGCUGCACUUUUUUUUCUUUUUUUUUCUUUUUUUCUUUUUCCUCUUAACUUCAUUUUAAAAUAAAUUGCAAAUUGAGGCAUCAUCCAAUUCGAAGGUCAGAUGUUAAUACCGUUAACCAAUCCGAAAGUUGUGGGUGUGUUCUUUUUCAGCAUUUCAGAUUUCCCCCUUCCUUUUUUGGGUAUGGUAUGCACUUUUGGUGCCACGGCUUAAUCACAGUGUGAUUGUACGCAUCGGGUUCAGGUGGAUGAUGAGGGAAAUAUUGGGAGUAGAGGGCUCUUGCCAGAAUUAUUUUAUAUAUAUAUAUAUAUAUAUAUAUAUAUAUAUAUAUAUAUAUAUAUAUAUAUAUAUAUAUAUAUAUAUAUAUAUAUAUAUAUUAGUUUUCAAUGCAAAGGGAAAAUCAGCUUUUGGUCACUUAAAAUCCUUAAAAUAUCAGUUUAGCAGUGAGUCCCUUUCAACUCCUUAACAGAAACAAUGUGAGUAGGAAUUGUGCCUUAUUUGUCUUUUUGUUGUUGUUUUUUUUCAUCAAAAACAAUUUGCGGCAAAAAGAAGUGGAAGGCGAGGAAAACAUGACUACAUAAAUAUCUGCCCUUUCUCACAUUGUUCUAUUGAUGGUGUUAAAAUACACUCUUACUAUAUGCCCUUUUUAACUAAAACAAUGAAAAGGCAUGUUUCAGGCUCAAGAUCUUUCCCCAUCUCAUUGCCACCUUGUACAUAGACUUUGCGAAGUAUUCAGUGUUACUGCCAUGUUGCUGUAGUUAAUGGGGCUCUAUGUACUACUGUGUUGUAUUGGCCAUGAAUCUGUUCCAUCAUUCGCUCUCUCUUUAUUUUUUCUGCUGAUGUUCAUUUUAAGUGUGGAAGAAACAGUGUAAGAUCUUUUUUUGGAGACUAGGCAUGGGUGCUAAGAAUUAAACACUUUUUUUAUUAUUAUUUGAUUUAUUUCUUUUGGGGGGGAGGGGGGUAAGGGUGGGAGGUAAAAAGAAAACAAGUGGUGGAUACUGUAAAUAUGUGUAUCAUUUUAUUGAAGCAUGUUCGGCAUAACUAUGAGCUAAUGCUGGUUUCUCCCCACGUCACGUAUUUAAUUGUUGGGACUCUGUGUGUGAGUGAGCGAGAGGAAGAGCUGUGUCGAUGCAUAAACAAAUAAACAGAUUUGGAUAAUAAAACCACUGUUGUCUCAUGUUCA